AUUAAUACAAAAACUUAUCAUAUCCCUAAUAUGUAACAAGAAAGCCAUUCCUUCUCAGCUAUGAACAACAACAGAAAUGGCUAUUCCUCUGUUCCAAAUCAACCCAAUUAUAGUUAUGAUUCGGAUACACGAUCGUCGGGUUGGCGAGUUCCUGCUUUCUCUUCGCGGAAUGCUUGGUCUAGGAGUAAUUCAAUAGUUAACAGACACUUGAUCGAUGAUCCCAUAUCCGCUUACUCAAGAACAUCGAUUUCAUCAACCGUAGAUUUAGUACCACCAUCACAUACUCGGCAUCAGAUUCCAAUCCGUAACAGCAACAACCUGCGAAGACAACACCUCGAGGCACUAAGACAAGCCGUUCACAACCAAUCAACUAGACCCGAGAGCAGCUCAAGAUCAUCAUCACAAACCAAUGAAGAAGACGAGAUCCUCAAACAUCUAACAAAAGAAACAUAUAACCCAGUUCCAAAAAGCACCCUUCUCAGAAGCCUGAGCUUAUACUACAGAAACAAAAACCCGGGAAGCGAAAGCUCAAGAAACACUCAAAAUCUCUCAGGUGAAGAAGACGACAAAAGAUGCUCCGUGUGUUUAGAAGACUUCGAGCCCAAGGAAACAGUGAUGCUCACUCCUUGCAAACACAUGUUUCACGAGGAAUGUAUAGUUCCAUGGUUAAAGACCAAAGGACAAUGUCCUGUCUGUAGAUUCGUCAUACUCAAGCCGACAAAACAAGACUCUUCUCCUCCGGCUAAUGGAUCAAAUCUCACCGGAGACAUGACAACGAAUGAUCUCUUCACAUUAGAGCUACUCUCUGUGAAAGGAAUGGCGCCAAAAUCACAUCUUCGAUGUUGCUCCUCCGUCGCAACAGUCCCACGGCGGAACACGGAGGCGCAAUCAGGUAAAUCACCGAGAUCACCGAACAAAGACUCAUCUUCCUCUUGGCCUACUGAAAAACCUCUCUCUAGAGUUACGUCGAGGAAAUUCGAAGAACCAGAUGAUGAUGAGAUCGACGCGUCGUAG
Arabidopsis thaliana (thale cress) is the source of this 1014-nucleotide messenger RNA. Its product is annotated as RING/U-box superfamily protein. The record is from RefSeq and is marked reviewed. NCBI's taxonomy places the organism in Eukaryota, Viridiplantae, Streptophyta, Magnoliopsida, Brassicales, Brassicaceae. The transcript is spliced from 4 exons. Gene Ontology annotation, molecular function: ubiquitin protein ligase activity. Gene Ontology annotation, cellular component: membrane. Bases 61 to 1014 code for a protein of 317 amino acids.